AUUAGAAUGGAGCAAAGAGAGAGGAGAUAUAUUUGAGUAACAGUUGAAGCUGAUGGGAACUUGUUGGUGAAGACAACUUGCAGAUGAAGGGACAUGGACAUGGUUGUUUAUCUCUUGAAAGGUGUGAGAAAGAUCUUGUGUUUGCUGCAGCGUGGGUACAGAAUUAGGUGGAAUAAUCAGUGCAUUCAGAACCACUUCUCAGUGUAGUUUACAUGAUUUCAUGAUAGGCGACUUGGUAAUGGGAGGUCUUGUUUCUUCUUGUAUAUAGAUUCUGAUUCUUGUAUUUGAUUUCCAAUAGGAAGGAAACCGUUUUUUUUAAGUGUAAUUGCUAUGUGGUCAGUUUAGGCUUCGAUUGGAUGUGGUCAUGUCUAGCUUUUGAAUUGUACUUUAGUUACAAACAUUCUUGAUGAAAAAUUCACGUCCUAUCUGUCUAUUUGACGUUUAUUUUCACCCUCGUAUCUUGUUCUUUCUGUUUUCAGUGACUGCAUUAUGAAAUUCAUUCUUUUAUAUUUCCACACCCCCACUGUAUAUAAAAUAUUUUGACUGUCUCAGUGUAUAGUAUUUUAGGCUGAAAAUGCAAUAGAAUCGUGAAUGCCAUUGCUCUCUAAAACCUUAAUUUCAAUUUCAACCAAGAAUUUGGUUAAAGCGAAUCGAGUUACUUUUUAUGAAAGUACGUAUAGACCUCUAAGCUCUGUUGUUAAGCUGUGGUUGGUCUGGAAUCUGUAUUCGGUGCAUAUCAUUUACGUUGUUCGGCAUGUUCAUUUAUGCUGUUCUAUAUACAUGGUUUUCGUAUCUGAAUCUUUUGGACUGGGUAAAACUGUUCGAAUUGCAUCUUAAUAUUGGCAAAAGGGCAGCACAAGAAUCAGAGAGAAGUUGUCGUAGAGGUACUUGUUCUAAAUUCUUUUCUUUUUUUCUUUUGAUAAGUAAUAUGUUUAAUGGUCCAUUCAUCUGAAUUUUGUUCUUUAGGUAUCAGUAUAAUACUUAAAUAAACUUUUCUCUUUUAUGUCACAUUAACUAUGAAAUGUAGAACUAAACACUAAUGCUAUAGGACUAUAACUAUACGAAUAUGCAAGGGAGAUUGAUCUACAUUGCACAAAGCUCUCUUUAGCUGUUUUUGUCGGACCAUGUUUAGAGUAUCUGGUCGAGUUUUUGAAUUUUCUGAAGGUUUUCUAAGCCAAUAGAAGGUUCUGGUGUUUUUUUUUCUUUUCUUGGUUGUUAUAGUUUUCGGCAUGCCGAGUCUUGUGCUGUUGUGUGGUAUAGGCUUGUAGUGCUUGCUUUAAUGUUCUACUACACCUCCAUCGCCCUUUCCUCUUCUCUGUCUCUCUUGUAAAUGUCCCUGAUGCUUUAAACUGUUGUUUCAUACUUUGUUUGUCAUUUUGUAGUUAAAAUUUGUCGUACUUGUGGUGAAUUUCUUUCUUGUUUUGAAUUUCAUUGCUCUGAUCCUCUUCCAUCUUCACUUUACUAAUGGAUUAAAUAUUUUUCGGGAUAGUUAAUAUGCUGCGCGUGUAAAGUUCCCAAUGCUUGUUAUGUUUCACGAUAAAACCUCUUAAUCUGUGAUUGUGAAAAGAUGCAUGCGGAGUCUUUUCUCAAUAAUUUAGACCUAGGAUCUAAAAGUAUUUGAAAAUGUAAUUUGGAGACUCUUUACUCCUUGAUGUCCUAUUCUAGUCUGAAGAGAGUGACAAUGAGAGGUUUAUUACACGUAGUUUGGGCAGUGGCAGUUCAACACUUAUGUGGCUUGAGUUUUUCAGAUAAUUAGUAAAAAUUUAGACUGCUCUUAACUAAUGUGUUUGAUAUUUAAUCUUUUGUAUGUUUGUGUGUAUGAGAAUAUGAUUCCUUUAGGAAAUCAAAUUUUCUUUUUUAGUCUCUUUAACCUUCGCUUUUUUUGAAAAGAACUUUUCAAUUUUAACUUUGCGAUGUACACACAUUUGCUAGUUGUGGUUGAAUAGAACGAUUUGGAGACAAGGAGUGUAGACCAAGCCACCUCUUCUGUUAUUUCCUUAUGCUUGGGAGGUAAGGAGUGUAAACCAAGCCACCUCUUCUGUUAUUUCCCUAAGAGAUAAAAUACCUUGUGCUUUAUGCUAAAUUUGGUAUUUUGAGGAAUGAAGAAACUUAGAAAAGGUCCUUUUCUUUGAUCAAGGGGUAUCUCUCAUAGUCAUUAUUGGUUCUCUUCUUUUAGUUGAUUAUCUACCUCCAAAUACUCUCAUCAGGUUUCUCUUCUUAGGUUCUCUUCACCAUCAGAAGAACUUGGUUAUCUUCCAUGGAUAAUGAAGAGAACAAACAGAAUGAUACGUACAGGAACAGUAUACCCUAUGUUCAACUCAACAGGAUCGACUCAGAUUAUGCUUUUGCUUUGGCAUUGCAGGAACAGGAAACACCAUUGAGACCAUUUUUGGCGAGUGAAAGUGAGUCAAAUGAUAGCGACGAGGACUUCGAAGGUGAUUCUGAAACUGAUGACUGCGUGUCUGAUGAAAUGAAUGAAAUUGAUGAAGCCGAACUAUUGGAUCUCAACAAAGAAGCGAGCAACGAUGAUGAGGAUUUGAUUGCGUUGGGAGAAUUCGUUGGAACUGAGAACAAAGGGCUAUCAACAGACAAAAUCAAAUCUUGCAUAACUCCUUACGCAUAUAAAUCACAACUGGAGGGCAAAUAUGGGGUUGAUCAGUGUGUAAUCUGCCAAACUGAGUAUGAAGAAGAAGAGCAAGUAAUGACACUUCCAUGCGACCACAUGUACCAUUCAGAAUGUAUCACUACAUGGCUUCAAAUCAAAAAGGUUUGUGCCAUAUGCAACACUGAGAUCUCCGAAAAUCUUCCUUGACGCCUUAAUUACUUUCCUGAUUCAUCUGCUCAAUGUAAAAAUGUAACAGAAAUGAAUGUAUAGUUAUGGCUUAGCCGCCGGUUUGAAAUCCAUUGAACUUAUUUGACCAAAAAGCGGCUGGUAUAAUUUUAUCAGCUGUCCAAUUGUUUCACUGAUGAUGUUGCAUGCUGAUCUGAAUAAAGAAAGUCACUGACCCGUAA
This is a messenger RNA of Papaver somniferum (opium poppy), 3012 nucleotides long. Its product is annotated as E3 ubiquitin ligase BIG BROTHER-related-like. Lineage: Eukaryota; Viridiplantae; Streptophyta; Magnoliopsida; Ranunculales; Papaveraceae. The coding region runs from base 2258 to 2812 and encodes 184 amino acids. Gene Ontology annotation, molecular function: zinc ion binding. The transcript is spliced from 7 exons. The record is from RefSeq and is a predicted model, not a curated record.